AUUGGUGUGUCCUAUAUCCUUUUUUUAUGAGUGCUAUCAGAGUUAAGUCCCCAACUCUUAGAAGUGGUACCACUUCCACUUAUAUAGCCAAAUCUCAUCAAAAGUGCCCAGCAUUAAGCAUCCAUUUCCCGAUUCUGUUCUUCUUCUUCCCGCUGCAGCCGAACAAAGCCCCCAAGCUGCUGGCAACUUCCUCCCUUGAAAAACCGAAACCCAGAUCUGGUCGGUUCUCCCCUCCCCUGUCCGUGAGCUGCAGCUUGUGGGUGGGUGAUUUCUGGGCAUGUUUCGGCUGUGAGCUUCUUCUCCAAAUUGCCGCCGGCUUCUCUUCCCCCUGCAGCUCCGGUUUUAGCUAGAGAAUUAUGGUUCCUGAUCGUUCUGUCAGUUAGUACGUGAAUUGAGUGCUCGGUUUUAUGCAAGUGAGGAAGUGAAACCGAGGACGGGGAAACCACGGGAAGUGACGAGUUAGAAGGCUAGCCACUUGUAAAUUGAGCAUAGCUUUAGAUAAAUCAUGAUCUUGUAAACCAGAGUGUAUUUGGAGAUUUAUGAUAUGAGAGAAUAUCUUAUAAUUUGAUCUUCAGAUCUUGAUGAUAUCAGAGUGUGAAUUUGUAAGUUCCGAGCCUUGUGCAUUUGUGGGACCCGUCUCACGAGUGCAC
Messenger RNA from Rubroshorea leprosula, 650 nucleotides. The record is from the annotation of a GenBank genome assembly. NCBI's taxonomy places the organism in Eukaryota, Viridiplantae, Streptophyta, Magnoliopsida, Malvales, Dipterocarpaceae.